Molecule: messenger RNA, 1662 nt
Organism: Oxyura jamaicensis (ruddy duck)
Lineage: Eukaryota; Metazoa; Chordata; Aves; Anseriformes; Anatidae
Gene: WDR88
Product: WD repeat domain 88
Exons: 11
Coding region: 114-1334 (406 amino acids)
Molecular function (GO): protein binding
Source: RefSeq, a predicted model, not a curated record
GGUGGAAGGAAAAACGCGAGAAAAGGCUCGUUGACAGGCGCGGAGGUGGCCGAGGGGCUGGGCCUGGGCGCGGGCUCCCGCCGCGGGUCUGCUGAGGCGGCGCGCGGGGCCUCAUGGCGGCGAGGGGCAGCCGCGGGGACCCGUUGGCCCUGGGGCCCGAGCCCGAGCCGGAGCAGAAGCCAAACCCGAUCCCAGCCGACGGGCGCUGGGGCGACCAGGAUGCCGUGGCGCAGAUACAAUUCAAAAUUCUAAGAGGACACAGCGAUACUGUGAGCUCCUGCCAUUUUUGCUCUGAAGACACAAAAGUACUUUCAUGCUCUUACGACAGAACAGUGAGGCUGUGGGAUGUUGCCAAAGGUUUUCCUAUUCGAGUUUUUGAAGAAGAACACACAGCCCCAAUUUCUGAGUGCAACUUGAGUCCUGAUGACAGAAGAGUGGUAACAUCAUCCUAUGAUAACACUGUCAAGGCUUGGGAUAUGGAAACAGGAAAAAUGCUUUGGACAAGAGAACACGAAGGCAUUGUAACUUCAUGCAAUAUUUCUUGUGAUGGUAAAUAUGUGGUAUCAGGCUCAGACAAAGGUAAUGCCAUAUUUGUUUUUGAUGCAGUAAGUGCAACGGUGGUAGCACAUGUCCAAGGUCAUCACAGAAGUACGAUCACAAGAUGCUGUUUUGAUCCUGAUAACCAAAGAGUGACUUCAGUAUCAUAUGAUAAGACCAUAAAGCUAUGGGAUAUGACAACUCGAUCCACUUCAAUUACCAUUAAUGAGGGACACAGCAAUGCUAUCUCAGAUUGCUGUUUUACCUCUGAUGGUCGUUACUUGUGCACAGCAUCCUGGGACAAGAGCUUAAAAAUAUGGGAUAUAAAGACAGGAGAAUUUCGAUGUCAUGACCCUGUUUCCUUGAACCAAGGACAUGAGGGUUCUGUUAGUUGCUGUGCUUUUAGCCAAGAUGCAACACUUGUUGUGUCUGGCGGAUAUGACAGAACUAUAGCUAUAUGGGAAACAGACGCAGGCUAUAAAAAGCUAAGCUUAAAGGGUCAUUGCGACUGGGUGACAGAUGUUGCAAUUAGUGAGAACAAGAAAUGGAUUCUUUCAGCCUCAAAGGAUUCUACUUUGAGAUUGUGGAAUAUUGAAAAGAUUGAUCAUAUACCUUCAGUGAUAGAAAGCAGAAAAGAAAAAGGCUCAAAAAUCGUUCAGUGUGAAGAAUGCGAAAAAUCUUUCUUAAGCCUGCAGUGUAGUGACUUUGAAAUGAUAUCCAAGUGUGUAUUCUGUCGUCUGUCUUCUCCAGUGACACGUGUUUUGCCAUUGCCACCUUCUAUCUCUCCUGAUUUUUAAAUUCAUCUAACAGUCUUUGGGUGUUGACACUCCAUUUAUACUUAGGUAUGUUAGUACAUCUUUAUGUACUGCACAUACAAAGGUAAGGGCUUCCUCUAACCUUGAGCUACUGCGGUAUUCCGUAUGGAGAAUAAUAAACUAAUCCAUUGCAUAGCGGUGACGUGUCAUGUAAAGAAUGCAACUGCCCGGGAGUUGAAAUCUAUUUAUGUUGCAUGGUAGUAGAAAACAAAAUUACUUUCUUGUCCUUUGGUAAAUUUUAAACAAUUGUAAAUUAAUACUAUAACUCCAGUCUCAGCUUAGUAAAGAAUACAUGUGAACGUAUAAAUCA